Molecule: messenger RNA, 585 nt
Organism: Aspergillus calidoustus
Lineage: Eukaryota; Fungi; Ascomycota; Eurotiomycetes; Eurotiales; Aspergillaceae
Source: the annotation of a GenBank genome assembly
AUGAUCUACACUACGCUUCUCCUCUCGCUGGCCGCCCCCAUCCUCGCCUCCAACUACACCUUUCCUACUGGCUUUAACCUUGGCCUCGUCACCCAACAGGAUAGGUCUGCUUGGUGUCUUGGACAGACCAAUGCCUGCCCUCAGAUUUGCGGCGGUGCUGCCAGCGCCAAUCGCUGUGACCGCACCACUCUUGACUUCAGCUGCACCUGCGCCAACGGUACAGACGCCAAUGUAGAGCCCUACAUGAACACCAUCCCCUACUAUGUUUGCCAGGCCAACUACGGCCAGUGCAUCAACCUCUCAACCACCCAGGACGGUGAUGAUCUUUGCACAGAGGGUCUGAACUCGUGCGGCACUUUGAACGCCUCUGCGCCUACCACCACUUCGUCCUCGACCACCAGUAGUACUACCUCGGAGCCAACCGAGACCAGCACUUCCACCAACGAGGAUGAGGCUACAAGCACGCCCACCACUACGGACUCGGCUGACAGCCCCGAUGAGACCGAUGGGGCAAUGAGCUUGAUGCAGAACUUUGGGUUGGCUGGAUUUGCGACCGUGGUGGUUGUCGCUUUCGGCAUGUUGUAA